Molecule: messenger RNA, 366 nt
Organism: Heterobasidion irregulare TC 32-1
Lineage: Eukaryota; Fungi; Basidiomycota; Agaricomycetes; Russulales; Bondarzewiaceae
Exons: 1
Coding region: 1-366 (121 amino acids)
Source: RefSeq, a predicted model, not a curated record
AUGUCAGAAGGCAUUUGCAACAAACUGGCGCUCAUCUACGACCCCGAAAUCGUCCUCAAUAUGCAGUCGGCAAAUGGCGAAAUCGACCGAUCCUUGGGACUUGCACGCAACGUCCCAUUCCUCAUCAGUGACAUCACCUUGUACCUCCAAGUCCACAUCAUUCAGAACCCAGCCUACGACGUUCUCCUCGGUCAGCCCUUUGACAUCCUCACCGAAAGUAUCGUCAAGAAUUAUUCAAACGAAGACCAGACAAUCACCAUCAGUGACCUGAACACGGGACAACAAGCCACCAUUCCAACGAUCAGACAAGGACCCCCUCAAGUCCUUCACCAAAGACAAGCAGGUUUUUGCGAUUUGAUGAAUUGA